Molecule: messenger RNA, 1481 nt
Organism: Pongo pygmaeus (Bornean orangutan)
Lineage: Eukaryota; Metazoa; Chordata; Mammalia; Primates; Hominidae
Product: stearoyl-CoA desaturase-like
Exons: 2
Coding region: 303-1481 (392 amino acids)
Biological process (GO): monounsaturated fatty acid biosynthetic process; response to fatty acid; unsaturated fatty acid biosynthetic process
Cellular component (GO): endoplasmic reticulum membrane
Molecular function (GO): stearoyl-CoA 9-desaturase activity; palmitoyl-CoA 9-desaturase activity; iron ion binding
Source: RefSeq, a predicted model, not a curated record
CGCCCUCACCGCCACGCGGGACCGCCCGCGCCAGUCAACUCCGCUCACUUUGCCCCUGCUUGGCAGCCGAUAAAAGGGGGCUGAGGAAAUACCGGACACGGUCACCCGUUGCCAGCUCUAGCCUUUAAAUUCCCGGCUCGGGGACCUCCACGCACCGCGGCUAGCGCCGACAUCCAGCUAGCGUGCAAGGCGCCGCGGCUCAGCGCGCACCGGCGGGCUUCGAAAUCGCAGUCCUCCGGCGUCCCCGAACUCCGCUCGGAGCCUCAGCCCCUGGAAAGCGAUCCCGGCAUCUGAGAGCCAAGAUGCCGGCCCACUUGCUGCAGGACGAUAUCUCUAGCUCCUAUACCACCACCACCACCAUUACAGCGCCUCCCUCCAGGGUCCUGCAGAAUGGAGGAGAUAAGUUGGAGACGACGCUCCUCUACUUGGAAGAAGACAUUCGCCCUGAUAUAAAAGAUGAUAUAUAUGACCCCACCUACAAGGAUAAGGAAGGCCCAAGCCCCAGGGUUGAAUAUGUCUGGAGAAACAUCACCCUUAUGUCUCUGCUACACUUGGGCGCCCUGUAUAGGAUCACUUUGAUUCCUACCUGCAAGUUCUACACCUGGCUUUGGCGGGUAUUCUACUAUUUUGUCAGUGCCCUGGGCAUAACAGCAGGAGCUCAUCGUCUGUGGAGCCACCGAUCUUACAAAGCUCGGCUGCCCCUGCGGCUCCUUCUGAUCAUUGCCAACACAAUGGCAUUCCAGAAUGAUGUCUAUGAAUGGGCUCACGACCACCGUGCCCACCACAAGUUUUCAGAAACACAUACUGAUCCUCAUAAUUCCCGACGUGGCUUUUUCUUCUCUCACGUGGGUUGGCUGCUUGUGCGCAAACACCCAGCUGUCAAAGAGAAGGGCAGUACGCUAGACUUGUCUGACCUAGAAGCCGAGAAACUGGUGAUGUUCCAGAGGAGGUACUACAAACACGGCUUGCUGUUGAUGUGCUUCAUCCUGCCCACGCUUGUGCCCUGGUGUUUCUGGGGUGAAACUUUUCAAAACAGCGUGUUUGUUGCCACUUUCUUGCAAUAUGCUGUGGUGCUUAAUGCCACCCGGCUGGUGAACAGUGCUGCCCACCUCUUCGGAUAUCGUCCUUAUGACAAGAACAUUAGCCCCCGGGAGAAUAUCCUGGUUUCACUUGGAGCUGUGGGUGAGGGCUUCCACAACUACCACCACUCCUUUCCCUAUGACUGCGCUGCCAGUGAGUACCGCUGGCACAUCAACUUCACCACGUUCUUCAUUGAUUGCAUGGCCGCCCUCGGUCUGGCCUAUGACCGGAAGAAAGUCUCCAAGGCCGCCAUCUUGGCCACCAAACACCGUAAAUUGUCGGGGGAGAGAGUUAGCAUGUAUGAAUGUAAGGAUGAGGGAAACGAAGCAAGAGGAACCUCUUGCCAUGAUCAGACAUGCAGCUGCCUACCUGGUGAGGACUUCAAGCCCCACCCUGGCUAG